UUUGCAAGGUCAUAGGUCACCACUCCAAGAUGGCGCCUCGCAUGAAUCACAACAAGGGUGAAUCUCUGAAAUAAAUAGUAGAACAGUGGUAUAAUGACAGGUUUGCGGGCUGACUGAUUCAUUCUGUGUAAGCCCAUUCACUCGGUAGUGUUGUUUUUGCAUUGUCAGAAAUACACGACCAUACCGCGGUACGUUUUAGACAUACGAUUUAGAAUUGACUCGAAAUGUCAGGGACAAAUGCUUGGACGCGCAGCCGAGCGCGAAUGAGGCUGUUCCCCGAGCUACUUGCCCAGUGUGCAGUAGAGGCAACUGCAUACGGCAAAUGUGUGACAGCGACAACUGUAGGGAAACAGGAAUUGAAGAGAGACCUGUGUGUGAAAGAGUUUGAAGCGCUGAAGACGUGCUUUGUGUCAUCGGCAAAGAAAGCUGGGAAAUAGCAUCUGGGUAUUGAAGCUUCUCCUAAUCCAAAAACCAGCGCUCCUCAAGAUAUACUUUGAAGUCUCAAGCUUAAAAUACUACUGUGUUUGAAGAAGGUCCCCUACUUGACAAGCACUUUGGUAUUACUAUUUACAUAUGCUCAGAGAUAUGGAGAGUCCAUCAAAUAUGGGAAUGUCUUUGUAACUACCUUCAUAAGGGUUCACUCAAGGAUUCAGAUUUGUGUAUCAACCGAGUGUUCUGAAGUCAUUAUGGACCAACAUUACCCACCAUUUUGUAAAUACAUGUGUUUAUUUUUCUCCUGAA
Clupea harengus (Atlantic herring) is the source of this 741-nucleotide messenger RNA. RefSeq names its product NADH:ubiquinone oxidoreductase complex assembly factor 8 (gene ndufaf8). Gene Ontology annotation, cellular component: mitochondrion. NCBI's taxonomy places the organism in Eukaryota, Metazoa, Chordata, Actinopteri, Clupeiformes, Clupeidae. The record is from RefSeq and is a predicted model, not a curated record. Gene Ontology annotation, biological process: mitochondrial respiratory chain complex I assembly.